AUGCAGCGAACAGCUCGGGCAGUCGGAAGAUGUCCCCGAGAUGCUGCGGAGGUCCCUCGGGUCCUCAGUCUCUCGCAGACGCAACAGUGGCGAGCUGCCCUGUACGCCUUGCAGUGGCCGCCGAAGGUGGUCCUGUACAACAGCACCAUCAGUGCUUGCGGCAAGUCACAGGUCUGGCAUCGAGCCAUAGACCUUUUAGAGACCUUGCGAGCUAUUUCGAAGCCAAGUACCAUCAGCAUCAACAGUGGCAUCAGCGCAUGUGAGAGAGGUCAACAAUGGCUCCAGGCCAUGCAGCUUCUGGCGCAGAUGCAAGUGCAGCAGAUCGAAGCGGACGAGCUGACUCUCAAUACCUUGAUGAGUACCUUGCAGUGGCAACAGCUCUGGUCAUUGAUGGAAUGCAUGUAUGAGAAGGAGCUCCAGGCCGAUACCUUCACCUACCGCGCCUCCGUGGAACACGCGCCCAAAUGGACAGUGGCUUUGCAACUGGAGGCUUUGGGCCAGGAAGAAGGGCUCUCUUCCAAUCACUUCAUGAAAAGUGCUGUGGCAAGCGCCUGCCAUGAUCACUGGACGAUGGCCGUUCAGCUCUUGGAGGAUGAUGUGAAGAUGGACAUGGUGAUGUGCAAUGCGGCCAUGAACUCCUGCAGCAAGGCCAGCGCUUGGCGGCAGGCAGUUGACAUCCUGGCCAAGGCCGGAGAGCUCCAGCUGCAGACGAGCAUCGCCUCCUACAACACGGUCAUGAGCGCAUGCGCCGGCGCAGAACAAUGGCAGAUGGCACUGAGCCUCUACUGCGAGUUCCUCCAAAUGACCCUCCAGCCCAAUGAUUUGAGCUAUUUGGCGGUAGCAAGUGCUCAUGAGAAGGGCCGCCGCUGGACCUCGGCGUUGAGCCUUGUGUGCCAUUCCCCGCGGGCGAACACGGUGAACGCGUUCCUGGUGGCUGUGGCGACGUGGUCGAAAGCGCUGAGCAUCUUCCGAUGGAUGCAGACCACCAACCUGCAACCGGACACGGUCUCCACCAACGCCGCUGUUUCUGCCGCCGGACACAGUAGCGCUUGGCGAAAUGCCCAGCUGCAAGUGCUUCAGCUGCUCCACCCCACGGUGGUGACGCUCAACAGCAUGCUCAGCCUCGAGAUCCAAUGGACAGAUGCUUUGAAUCUGUGGACCGACCUCACCAGCGCGCAGGUGGAGAGCGACACGAUCUCGUUCAAUUCAGCGCUGGGCCCGUUGAGCAUGGCCAGCGCCUGGCGCCAAAGCUUGGAGCUUUUGAAGCGCAUGAAGAGAUGCCAGGUCUGGGCCAAUGAGCGUACGUUUGCUGCCGUGCAGAGGGCCAAGAACCUCAUCACACAGAUGCUGACCUUCGACCCCACCAUCCGUCCCAGUGCUGAGGGUACACCCAAGUCCACACCCUUGUCGAGGGACUUUGUCGUCAGGAAUGGUGACGGCACGCUCUCGGUGGAAGAGAUCCGGGUUCCCGCCUCAGAGUCGAUAUUCCUCGGUGAACCCCGCAUGCUUCUUGACUUUGUACCCCGCUUGCUGCGUUUCGAUCGCUCCGGAAGCUUGGAUUACACGGAGUUCCUGGCUGCCAUGUUGGACCAAAAGGUCUACAUGCAGCGGGAGCCCUCGACCGAGCGGAGCAGAGCGGAGCUUUCCUUGGAGAGUUGGCGAAGGCUGGGCAGGGAGGAUGAAGCAGAUGAUGAGCUGCAGAGAAGCAAGGUCUUGAACGGAGACUCGGUGCAAGAGCUCUUCGGAGCGCGCAGGGGAAAGAUUGAAAAGAUGAUCGAAGAGGUGGACAAGGCGGCAGGGAGCGGUUGUGAGGAGUUCUGUGCCAUGAUGUCCUCGAAGAUACAAGGGGAGAUGAAUAGCUCCGAAGUGACCCGCUCCAAAGAUGGGGUACCACAGUGGAAUGGAGAUGCCUCCACUUACCAAGAAUACGAAGAACAAGCCCUCCAGUGGGAACAGAGCAUCCCCUACCACAAACGAUACCUAGCUGGACCAAAGUUGGUGGCCGAGCUCUCGGGACCAGCUCGGAAGCAUGUCACAGGAAAACGGCCGCAGUGGUUGUCAUUCAAUGGAGGUGUCCAACACUUGCUGGAACACCUUCGUGAAUGCCUGGGGAGGCCCACGAUUCCAGAGUUGACAGAGUUUUUGAAUCGCUACUUCCGCCAGAGCCGCCGGAAGAAGUUCGAGACCAUGAACACCUACAUCACCCGAAAGACUGAGGUGUACCAUCGUGCUCGGCAAGCCUUAGCUCGAGUACAGAAGUUCUAUGGUCAGAGGCACCAACCAAGGCACCACACUUGGGAGCGUAGGGACUCCAUGACCUGGAGUCACAACACCUGGGAGGAUUGGCAAUGGCACAAUCCUGAACCACACUCACAGGACCAUGCUGAGAGUGACCACCCCGGUGAUGAAGAACAGUGGUAUGAACCCAUGAGCGAAGCACCCGCCUCAAACUCCUGGCACCACUCACGUCGAGAGAGCGAUGAUGAACCAUGGAAGCUCCAUACAGAGGAACUGCUGCCUGAGUUUCUUCAGGGGUGGUAUCUCCUGAUGGACUCCGGGUUAGAGAGCACAGAAAGGAACAUGAUCCAAACGGCCCUCCAGGAUGACUUCUCUCUACAGCGAGUUUCUCGUGAACUCCGACUCCAGUGGCCGGAUGAAGAACUCCGGCGGCAUGACCAGAACUCCCGACAUGCCGGUUUUUGGGCUGAUGAUGGGGGUGACUAUGAGCCGGACUUCACCGAUUACCAGUGA
Durusdinium trenchii is the source of this 2751-nucleotide messenger RNA. The record is from the annotation of a GenBank genome assembly. NCBI's taxonomy places the organism in Eukaryota, Dinophyceae, Suessiales, Symbiodiniaceae.